GUCCCUGUGGUAAUCCAAAGAGCAUACGCCACUCGCCUCUUCAAUCUGCUACUACGCGGAAUCAAAGUCUCCAAUUCGCGCCCAAGCACCAACCAAAAACGUAGUCUGAUCCAUAAAAGCAUGAGCGUGUUUUUGUUUUUCCUAACUGUGGCGUCCUGGAUUGGCGCUUUUCAAGCACACCGCAGUGCACUGAAUGAUUUCCAGCGUUCAGAGGGGAGAGAGCUGAUUCUAAAGCCAUGGAACGUUGACCGUGAGAUUCUGCACCCCGGAAUUACUCUGGAGGAAUGUGCCAAAAAAUGCAAAGUCAGCCCGGACUGCAGAGCUUUCAACUAUGAGUUCCGUCCUUCUGUAGUCUGUAAACACCUACCCUGUGUGGGCAGUGGUAAUGGUGCUGAGGUGAAGAGGAAUGUCAACUGUGAUCUGUAUGAGAUGAAAGUCUAUGUAAGGAAGUGCAUCAUGGGUAAAGGAGAGGACUAUCGGGGGGAGGUGUCUAAGACCCAGACCGGGCGAACAUGUCAGCAGUGGUGGUCAAAGUUCCCUCAUGAUCAUAGAUGGACCCCUUCUCCCACUAAUGGCCUGGAGCUGAACUUCUGUCGUAAUCCGGAUGGGGACCGUAUUGGACCCUGGUGCUACACUACAGACCCAGAACGCAGAUAUGAGAGCUGUAAUAUCCCCCAGUGCAGAGAUGAGGUGUGUAUCACCUGUAAUGGAGAGGACUAUAGGGGUCAGGUUGACCACACAGUAAAUGGUCGAGAGUGCCAAAGAUGGGACCAGCAGUAUCCACAUCAGCACAUCUAUCAGCCAGAAAAGUACCCUGACAAAAGUCUGGAUGAUAAUUACUGCCGGAACCCAGACGCCUCCCCUGUACCCUGGUGUUACACCACCGACCCAACAGUGGAGAGAGAGAGCUGCAACAUCCGCAAGUGCUCCGAGGUCCCGAAGCGUCGCAGCCGAUCCAGCUACACCACCAACUGCUUUCGGGGCCGCGGAGAGGACUACCGGGGCAAAGUGAACGAGACCACCUCAGGCAUCCCCUGCCAACGCUGGGAUGCUCAGAGCCCCCAUGGGCACCCGUUCUAUCCCCACACCUAUGAGUGCAAAGGACUGGAGGAGAACUACUGCCGUAAUCCAGAUGGGUCAGAGGCACCGUGGUGCUUCACGUCAGUGCCUGAGAUGAGGACAGCUCUCUGCCUACAGAUCAAGCGCUGCGCGGAUGACGUCGAGGCUGAGGACUGUUAUAAUGAAAAUGGCAAGAACUACCGUGGUGUUGUCCGCAAAACACGAAAGGGCAUCCUUUGUCAGAGGUGGAGCGUAAACACACCACAUAAAACAAAGAUCAACCCAAAGACACACCCAGAAGCCAACCUGACAGAGAACUACUGCAGGAACCCGGAUGCAGACCUGCACGGACCCUGGUGCUACACCACCGACCCCAAGACCGAGUUUGAUUACUGCGCCAUCAAGCAGUGUGCUGGAAAGAAAGUGCCCAUCAUGAAGCCACCAGAGAGUGUCGUGUUUAAUGAGUGUGGGAAGCGUGAUGAUCGCAUGGUGAAGAGCAGGCUGAGGAUUGUGGGAGGCACACCCGGAAAUUCUCCGUGGACGGUGAGCCUGAGAGACAGGAAAGGGAAACACUUCUGUGGUGGAUCUCUGGUGAACUCUAAAUGGGUGAUCAGCACCAAGCAGUGUUUCUCCUCCUGUUAUGUGGAGCUCACAGGUUAUGCUGCUAUGAUGGGUACUCUGUUCCAGAACCCAAAAGAAGGAGAGCCAGACAUCCAGACCAUCCCUCUCAACAAAAUCGUCUGCGGACCUUCCGAGUCCCACCUAGUGUUGCUACAGCUAGAAACCCCUGCCCAGAUAAAUGAGCGUGUGUCACAGAUAUGUCUUCCUCCUGAACGCUACAUAGUUCCAGAAGGAACUGUCUGCGAGAUCGCUGGUUGGGGGGAAACCAAAGGAACAGGGGUUGAGUCAGUGUUAAAUGUGGCUCAGAUGCAAGUCCAGAGCAACAGCGAGUGUAACAAUUACUUCAAAGGUCGUGUGAGGGAGAAUGAAAUGUGCACCACCCCUUUCUUUGGUGGAGUGGGUGCCUGUGAGAGAGACUAUGGAGGUCCCCUGGCAUGUCAGAACAGUGACUGCUGGGUCCUAGAGGGUGUGAUCAUCCCAAUGCGUCGCUGUGGCCACCCCGGCCAGCCCAACAUCUUCAUCCGCGUCUCCAUGUAUGUUGACUGGAUCAAGAAGGUCAUGGAGAUGGCGUAGCAGGUGGCAGGCCCUUGGCCCACAUCACAGUCUACUGCUACUUGGAUAUACGCACCCAGAAGCAGCAGCAAUGGGACCAGAGCAAAGUACCACAACUCUUAAGUCGAAGUCCAGAGACCUUGACUGUAAAUUGUUGCAAGGAAAAAUAUCUGUAUUCCGUUUUUUUGAAGUCUCACAGUACAUGUUUAUAAAUUUACUUAACUGAAAGUAAAUGCAAUGUAAUUUUUAACAAGUUAAAGCUUAUUUAUCUUUCACUAUAGUUUUUUUUUCUUUUACACUGAGCCCUGAAAGUCUAGGGGACAUUUAAUAUGGAGCUUGUAGGCCACUUUAGUUCUGCUGACUGUUACACUACCUUCAUCCUGUGGCACCAUUUGCUGCUGUAGCUGCAAAAGUCUUAAGUGAAUGAGAGUCACUUUUUACCACCUCAUAUUUUUGCAACAACGGCCGAUAUAAUGUUAGUACUCUGAAAUUUCUAUGUAUACAAUGAGCUUUUAUUGUUUUAAUAAUGUCACCUUUUAAUAAAUCAUGGCAUGGAUGAAUGGUUAA
This is a messenger RNA of Electrophorus electricus (electric eel), 2799 nucleotides long. It is a transcript of the gene mst1, whose product is annotated as macrophage stimulating 1. NCBI's taxonomy places the organism in Eukaryota, Metazoa, Chordata, Actinopteri, Gymnotiformes, Gymnotidae. The record is from RefSeq and is a predicted model, not a curated record. Gene Ontology annotation, biological process: regulation of receptor signaling pathway via JAK-STAT; proteolysis. Gene Ontology annotation, molecular function: receptor tyrosine kinase binding; serine-type endopeptidase activity.